AUGGGCAGUUUUGGGUCCGUUUAUAAAGGAGUACUUGAAGAUGGUGGAGCAAUAAUUGCAAUCAAGGUUUUCAAUCUCGUUCGUCGUGGAGCCUACAAAAGUUUCACUGCUGAGUGUGAGGCUUUGAAAAAUAUAAGACACCGUAAUCUUGUGAAAGUACUCUCAGUGCGUUCAGGUUCUGACUAUAGCAGUAAUGAUUUCAAGGCCUUAAUUUAUGAGUUCAUGGUUAAUGGAAGUUUAGAGGAAUCGUUGCAUCCUGCUGGAACAAAUGGAGAGAUAAAUGAUAGGCAAAGGAGCUUAACUUUUUAUCAAAGAUUGAACAUAGCGAUUGACGUUGCUAUGGCGUUAGAGUAUCUCCAUCAUCAUUGUCAUACACCAACAGUUCACUGUGACCUUAAACCCAGCAACGUGCUUCUCGGCGAUGAUAUGAUCGGACAUGUAGGUGACUUUGGGUUGGCAAAAUUCCUCCCCAUUGUUUGUGCUUAA
Prunus avium (sweet cherry) is the source of this 486-nucleotide messenger RNA. Lineage: Eukaryota; Viridiplantae; Streptophyta; Magnoliopsida; Rosales; Rosaceae. The record is from RefSeq and is a predicted model, not a curated record.